GAAAGAAAAGGUGUAGUGUUUGGGACUUCAGCGGGCUAGGUUGGUUUGGCAGGGCAAAGCUCUCCGAACAAAACCCAGAAGCAUGGAGUCCGGGUGCCCUGAGUUGCUGGAGCCCCCAGAAGAUAUCUUCUCAACAGGAUCCUUCCUGGAGCUGGGGCUCGACUGUCCUCCGUCAAAGGGCCUUCAGAAGAGCGAACCUGACGAUCUCCUGAACCUCUUCAUUGAUCCCAAUAUGGUGUACUGCUCAGUAACAGCUCCUGGUAGCGACAGUGGUGUCUCAGAGGACCCUAGCUCCCCCGCCCCACAGAUGCCCGACUCCCCCGCCCUCUAUGAGGUUGUCUAUGAGGCAGGGGCCGUGCAGAGCACUCAGCAGGAAGCGGGGCCAGCCUUCGGACUCAUCUCCAUCCAGAUAGAGCAAUGGAGCUCUGCAUUCAUGGCGCCUGAGACCUGCACGGUCAGUGGGCUACCCUCUGAGGCUCAUAGACACAUCCUGCCUCGAGCCAGCACUGGAGCCCCAGCAGCUCCUGAUGCCCUGCUGUCCUGCCAACGUCUGUUCCUGACAGAUGAAGAGAAGCAUCUGCUGGGGCAAGAAGGGGUUUCUCUGCCCUCUCACCUGCCCCUCACUAAGGCAGAGGAACGAGUACUCAAGAAGGUCAGGAGGAAAAUCCGCAACAAGCAGUCAGCGCAGGACAGCCGACGGCGGAAGAAAGAAUACAUAGGCGGGCUGGAGAGCAGAGUGGCAGCCUGUUCUGCACAGAAUCAGGAACUACAGAGAAAAGUCCAGGAGCUAGAGAGGCAGAACACCUCCUUGGUGGCACAGGUCCAUCAGUUACAGAUGCUCACUGCUCAGACCUCCAGCAGAGCUGCCCAGACCAGUACCUGUGUUCUGAUUCUACUCUUUUCACUGGCUCUCAUCAUCCUGCCCAGCUUCAGCCCCUUCCAGGGUCAACCAGAAGGCAGACCUAAGGCUUACCAGCCUCAUGGAGUGAUUUCCAGAAAUAUCUUGACUCACAAGGACAUGACAGAAAGCCCAGAGGUUCCAGUGGUGAAGUCCCAACUGGAGGGGGGACUGCCUGAAGUCCCAGCUGCAAAUGGCUCUACGAAGACACAGUUAAAGCUGGGGACGAGGAACAGACCGACUGGGCAGAUCAGAGGGAUGCUGCAUGCGGAUGAGAUGUAAGCCUUUCCAAUCACACAAGAACCCAGAGGCUUCCCUGACUAUUCCAUCUGGAAUUCCCGUUUAGGCGUCCAUACCCUGGAGUUCUAACUCAUUCAAGAUUCCACAGAUCCACAGAGGCCAGGCUGCUUACAUGGCAGGGCUUCUCAUACACUUCUCUCCUAUAUUUGUGAUUUCUUCUUUGGGGAUGGGACUAACAGGAAGCAAGUUUUGACUCAGAAAUAAACUUUCUAACUAAAAUUCAAUCCCAGAAAAUUUUACUGCUUCAGACAAGUUCCUACUAUAGAGCCUAAACUGGUCUCAAACUCUGGUUCCCUCCCAAGUGCUAGUACUACAAGUAUGAAGGACCACAUUCAGCUUAGCUUUUUAUUACUGUAUAUAAGUAUGAUAUGUAAGUAUUAUUUUAUGUCUAAUACUCGUGUGAAGGUCAGGGGCAACUUUUUUGAUUUUUCGAGACAGGGUUGCUCACUGGAACUCACUCUAACAGAGAUCCGCCUGCCUCUGCCUCCCGGUGCUGGGAUUAUAGCUGUGCACCAGCAUCUCCUGGCUCAUGGCAACUUUUUAGCUUUCUUUCCUCUCACUAUGCAGUCUAGGGACUUCAAACUCAUGUCUUAGGCCUAUAUAGCAAACACUUCUUGAAUUCGUUGUUUGGAGACAGGUUUCUCUGUGUAGUCUGGCUGUCUCAAAACUUGCUCUGUAGACCAGGCUGGCCUUGAACUCAAGAGAUCUGCCUGCCUCUGUCUCACAAGUGCCAGGACUAAAGAAGUGUGCCACCACUGUCAAAAUGUUUAUGUAUGUAUCUAUGUGCGUACGUGUGGGUGUCCAUAGAGGGCAAUGGAUCCCUGGAGCUGGCAGUUGUGAGCUCUGCCAGACACAGGUACUGGAACUAAACAAAAUCCUCAGGAAAAGCAGCAAGUUCUCUUAAUUGUGGAGCCAUCUUUCCAGCCGCUGCACCAAGCACUCUAACACCUAAGUCACUUUACCAGCCCCAAAAUUUUUUUUUUUUAAAGAUUUUAU
Messenger RNA from Microtus oregoni (creeping vole), 2194 nucleotides. RefSeq names its product cAMP responsive element binding protein 3 like 4 (gene Creb3l4). Gene Ontology annotation, cellular component: nucleus. Lineage: Eukaryota; Metazoa; Chordata; Mammalia; Rodentia; Cricetidae. Gene Ontology annotation, molecular function: DNA-binding transcription factor activity, RNA polymerase II-specific; RNA polymerase II cis-regulatory region sequence-specific DNA binding. The transcript has 10 exons. Bases 83 to 1180 code for a protein of 365 amino acids. The record is from RefSeq and is a predicted model, not a curated record. Gene Ontology annotation, biological process: regulation of transcription by RNA polymerase II.